Messenger RNA from Racocetra persica, 623 nucleotides. NCBI's taxonomy places the organism in Eukaryota, Fungi, Glomeromycota, Glomeromycetes, Diversisporales, Gigasporaceae. The record is from the annotation of a GenBank genome assembly.
UUGAUGUUGAAAAAGAAAUUGAUGUUACUACUAAGUCAAAUCAAAUGAGAAAAUUCAUUUCUUGUGAGAUUUAUUCUACAGAACAAAGUUAUUUAAGUCAUUUAAAAGAUCUAAAAAGGAUAUUCAUGGAUCCAUUUAUCGAUGCGGCUCAACAACCUAAUCCGCUAGUUAAUCCUGAUGACAUUGAAACAAUCUUUGCUCAUAUAAGUGACCUUAUAGUGUUAUCUACUAUAAUUGUAGAAGAUCUCGAAAGUGGCAUGGAUCCAUGGCAAGAAUCUGAAUCAAUGGUUGGAGAAGUAUUUUUAAAAUACAGACCUUAUUUUGAAACAUUAUUAUUAUACGCAGAGAAUCAUGAACAAAGUAGGAUGGCAAUUAAACGUGCAAAUGAAAACGUUUUAUGCCGAAAGUUUAUGCAGUCAUUAAAAAAACCAGAAACGAGUCGCCUCAACCUUUCUGAUUAUAUGAUAAUGCCAAUACAACGUGUUACGAGAUAUUGCCUUCUACUUCAAGAGUUAAAGAAAUAUACACCGGAGUGCCAUAUGGAUUAUGACGAUCUAUGUCACGCAGUAGAUAAUAUGAAGACUCUUGCCCUUCAAUGCGAUAAAGCUAUUCAACAACUGUGA